Betta splendens (Siamese fighting fish) is the source of this 2749-nucleotide messenger RNA. RefSeq lists its product as uncharacterized. The transcript is spliced from 15 exons. The record is from RefSeq and is a predicted model, not a curated record. Lineage: Eukaryota; Metazoa; Chordata; Actinopteri; Anabantiformes; Osphronemidae. The coding region runs from base 240 to 1460 and encodes 406 amino acids.
CUGAACCUCUGACUGCUGACUUUCUCCUCCAGGUCGAACAUUCUUUUUCCAUCAAUCUCCUCAUCAGAGAUGCCAUCGUCAUGGUACCGUCGCCGCGUACCUGUGCGCUGCAGAGGGCCAAAAAGGGUCAUUAGUCACAAGCACGUGAAGGCAGCAGCCUUGGCGCUCCUCCACCCAUCAUUCGGGUUCCGCUCCGGGUGGAUGUCACUGACUGACGAACUCACCGGGACUGUCCGAAGAUGAUGUGCAUUGCUGUGAUCUUGCUGGCCGUCACCCUCAGUGUGGAGUCCUACGGUGUCAGUGACCAACGGUUAGCUCAUGGUCGUCAGCUGAGGAUCUUUUUGCCCAAGGGUUCAGAAAAGCUGGAGUUCACCCCCGCUGAUGAACCCAGAAAAAUGGUUCGGUACUGGGAGAAAGGCAGAAUAGGGAUGAGAAAAGGAAGACUGUCAGCCUCAGGCAAUGACUGGCACUGGUACAUUGACCAGGUGACCUAUGAAGACCAAGGAACAUACAUUCUGAGGAAUUUCUUUAAUAAGAACAUCUCUACUGUCAGAGUUGCCAUCACACCCAGAGAGGUCUACAAAAAAUGUGUAGCAGGAGAAAGUCUCUACAUCUCACUGGAGGGCAUCCAACUGGAGAAGUCCCUGCUGUCCUUCUCUGGGCAUGCUGCCAAUGUUACACUGGUCCGAAACGGUUCUAAGGUUACACAGAAGCUUCCUAAAUACGUUGGUCGGGUCAGGACCACUGCCAGUAACAUCGAGGUCAGAAACGUGAACUAUAGUGAUGUGGGACAUUACACGCUGAAAGACCAGAAGCAGCGGGUGGUGUCUGUGACGAGGAUGGACCUGACAGUCCAUCACAAGCAAAACAAGGACAGCCCUCUUUUGGCUCUGCUCCUGCUACUGCUUUCCAUCCCCAUCUGGAUUUACUACUACCGUCGGAAGAAGAUCGUCCGGAGAAGAGCGAGCGCUGCUACGCAGCUUCAGGCCGUUCCUAAUACCACCCCCCCUCCGCCUGCUGGUCCUGUUGGACCUUGUCCUCAAUACAAUGCCUACUACCAAGGCCCUGAUGCCACUAUGGGUCCUACAGUCCACCCUCCCCCUCCCACCACCGGCCCAGUCCAGUGGAGCGGCCCAAUGCCAUCUGCGGCCUAUCCUCCCUACCCUCCUGGUCCAGCCGCGAUCCCACCCGGUCAGCCUCCGCAGUGGAAUGGACAGUACCCUGCUGGACCGGUGCCUCCCAUGGGCUAUGCUCCAGCUCCAGUCAUGUACAGCUCUCCUCCUCCACCGGCUGCAGCAGGUGAACCUUACAAAGAGGAGGUCAGGGUGGAGGCGGCGGCUUCUUCCCCUGCUAUGCCUCUGCUGAACGCUGCUCCCCAGGCUGAGGCUGCGUCUCCCCCUGGGGCUCCUCUGCCGCCAUCCUCCAACAACGUUCUCGCCUCCUCUGAUGCUACGUAUUAGUUACAGAUCAGUGGGAAAGACUCCACCAGCUUCUUGUAGGACGUUGAACCCCCGAUUAUGCAUCCUCAACACAGUUAGUGCCUUUUCAUCUGUGUGAAGGCGUCUGUGGCCACGGUCUUCGUAUCGUUACGUAGGUUUGUGAGCAGCUGGUGUCAUAAUGUUUGUCUCUGUGCUGUGAAAUCGUCUGUUUCUCUCCUUAACUGUCACACAGGAAGGAAUUUACACAGCUUUUAUUUGUCAUUUGUUAUAAAUAUAAAGUUUAUUCAUUUGGAAGCAGUGAAAUCAUAUUCCAAUUUAUGAUUUUGAUUUGUUAUUAUCGAUACUUUCUGGAAUGUUAGGAAUUUGUUUCCCAUCAUAUGUUGGACAUCUGAGUGUUUAAAGAGUUCCUGUCACAGUCCAGACUCCCUCACCCGUUGGUCUUUCUUCGUCGUUCCAUCUCUCUCAGCCGUUUCUCCAGGAUUCUCACCUGCUGCUCCAGGCGAGCUGUUUUCUCAGCCACGUCGGGGCCUCGUGACGGCCCGACACCCAGCAGGACGCAGACGCACACCAGGACGGCCAGGCGGGCGGCCAUCGUCUCCGUGCCCACACCCGCCCCCUGCUGGCCACACUGGGACCAACGGGUCCUUUCUGUGGGCGAACUGGGCGAGGUCGCCCCCUGCUGGGAACAGGGGCUCUGCUCUGUGGGAGGAGUGGGAGAGGCCAUGACUCAGAAUGCACAGAAUGGGAGGGAUGGGCUUCAGUAGACGCCCACAGAUCAAGUUUGCCCCAUCUUAGUUAGUCUGCGCUGUGACAGGAGGAAUUAAAACCUACAGGAGGAGGCUGCAUAAAUUUGACUUGAUUUAAAUUAAACAGUCCGAGUCAGAGCGUGGGUACAGAGCUAUUGAUGCCACGUUCUGAUGAUGGUUUGAGGUCCAUCUGUUCUAGUUUAGUUUAGUUUAAGUUCUAUGUAAUGUCUUUGUUUUGAUGGUGGUUCUUGUUUGCUUCCCCCAUGACAUGUAAACACAGCUCUGAAUGCUAACGCUCUUGUCCCGUUCUGUCCAAAGAUCACCAGGACCGAGUCUGAACUCUGAACAUUAGCAGUGUUUGCUUUAAUCUCAUCGACUCCACAGCCCUGAAAAAGAGACGACAGCUGAGAUGCUGACCUGGAAUUCUGGAUUUCUUGUCUGUAGCAAGAACCUUUGAGCACAAAAUUGUUAGAUUUAAUUUUAGUACCAACUAAAUGUUAAUAAUAAUGAUAUAAUAUUAUUUAAAAGAAUAAAUAAACAAAUUCAUCAGAAACAGUAAAAUAA